AUGAGUGGAAUACGUUUGUUGGACCUAAUCAAGCCAUUUGCGUCGAUCUUUCUUGAGGUCGAGCUUCCAUAUGAGAAGAGCAUUUUCGACGAGAAACUCGUCUACACCGUCGCUGCUGCUAUCAUUUACCUUUUGCUUGGCCUCCCUAUUAACGGUGUUAAUGAUGAGAAUGUUGUCGAUGCCUUUGGAUGGUUGAGAAACUGUUUUGCGUCCACUCCUGGUACUUUGUUAGAAUUCGGUGUCCUCCCAGUGGCCUUUUCUGCCUUUCUCUGGCAGAUUGCGGCCGGCGAUAAGUUGCUCGACGUUGAUUUCACGUCCUCGUCGGAUAGAAAGUUGUUUCAAUCUUUACAGAAACUCACCUCUAUUCUUUUGGGUUUCGUCUUUGCUGUUUUACUUGUCUUUGCAGGCUAUUUUCAGCCCAUUGACUACUUUACUUCGGCUGCUGAGAAUGGUGAAUUGCUUGUCGAACCUAGUCUUUUUUCCAAAUUGUUGAUUGUUGUUGAAUUAACUGUUAGUAAUACCAUUAUUACCCUUAUGGCUGAGUUAUUAGAUAAGCACUACGGAUUCGGCUCUGGCAUCAUUGACUUUAUUGUUAUUUCCUCUGCCACUACUUUCACCACUUCCUUCAUUGGUUUGACUACUCAAGUCACUUCUCGUGGUUUUGAAUCCACUGGUGCCUUGGUUCAAUUCGUUAAGAACAUGUUUUCCUCUAAAUCUUAUGCUUAUGGCAUCGUUGAGGCCUUCACCAGACAAAAUUUGACCAACUUGACUCAAAUUUAUGCUGCCAUCUUCGCCGUCUGCUUGAUUGUCUACUUAUCCAAUUGUAGAUACGAGAUUUCAAUUAAAUCAUCCAAGGUCAGAAGCAUGGCUUCUAUUUAUCCAAUCAAAUUGCUCUAUUGUGGUGCCGUUCCAUUGAUCUUCACCUAUUCUGUUCUAUACUUCUGCAACAUCAUUGGCUUCUCUCUCACCAGAAUCUUCUCUAGCAACAAGUACUUGGCAUUGAUUGGCACCUGGGAACUUGAACCUGAAUUCAAAAAGACUUACAACUUGACUGGUGGCCUCUUAUACUUGAUUUCCGCUUCUCCUUCUUGUUCUUCCACCAAUCCUCUCCUUUCUUUGGUCAGACCUUUCACAUAUACUGCAUUUGUCGUCGUUGUAUCAACUCUUUUCGGUAAAGCUUGGCCUCAUAUGUCCGGUUCUUCUGCCAAAGACGUUGCCAAACAGUUCAAAGAGCAGGAUAUUACUAUGGUUGGUCGCAGAGAUGUCUUAAUGUCUAAGGAAAUAGGCAAGAUUAUUGUUCCUGCAUCUUCUGCAGGCUCGUUUGCCACUGCAUUAGCAGCGGCUAUCUGUGAGUGCUGUGGAGGAAGCAAAGGCCUUUCAUAUGGUACAGUCACUGGUGUUCUAGGAUCUCUUUCCGUCUUGGAAGAGAUUGUUUCCGAAUGGCAGCAAACUGGAGCCGCAGGUAGUUCUCAAUUAUCUCAAUUUAUACCUACCCAGUAG
This is a messenger RNA of Brettanomyces nanus, 1500 nucleotides long. RefSeq lists its product as uncharacterized. Gene Ontology annotation, molecular function: transmembrane protein transporter activity; ribosome binding; signal sequence receptor activity. Gene Ontology annotation, biological process: SRP-dependent cotranslational protein targeting to membrane, translocation; post-translational protein targeting to membrane, translocation. The record is from RefSeq and is a predicted model, not a curated record. The transcript has a single exon. NCBI's taxonomy places the organism in Eukaryota, Fungi, Ascomycota, Pichiomycetes, Pichiales, Pichiaceae. Bases 1 to 1500 code for a protein of 499 amino acids. Gene Ontology annotation, cellular component: Sec61 translocon complex; membrane.